Prunus armeniaca (apricot) is the source of this 972-nucleotide messenger RNA. NCBI's taxonomy places the organism in Eukaryota, Viridiplantae, Streptophyta, Magnoliopsida, Rosales, Rosaceae. The record is from the annotation of a GenBank genome assembly.
AUGGGGAGAAGCGCUUGUUGUGCAAAGGAGGGCUUGAACAAAGGUGCUUGGACUGCCCAUGAAGACAAAGUUCUCAGUGAAUACAUCAAACUCCAUGGUGAAGGCAGAUGGAGAAACCUCCCGAAAAAAGCAGGUUUGAAAAGAUGUGGGAAGAGCUGCAGGCUUAGGUGGUUGAAUUAUCUGAGGCCAGACAUUAAGAGAGGCAACAUAUCACCAGAUGAAGAAGAGCUUAUCAUCAGGCUUCACAAGCUCUUGGGGAACAGAUGGUCGCUAAUAGCUGGUAGGCUUCCAGGGCGAACAGACAAUGAAAUAAAAAACUACUGGAACACCAAUUUAGGCAAAAAAAUCCAAGACCAACAGCGGCAAGGCUCUGCUUCAAAUCUCAAGCACCACAACAAAAAUGGUGAACAAGUUUCCAAAAAGGCCAAGACUAUGGAGGACAUGUCUCCCAACAUGACCUCACCAUCACCAUCCAAGAUGUCCCCAGUGGUCAGAACCAAAGCUGCUAAGUGCACCAAAGUUUUCAUCAACCCAGACCCUCCCAAACUCCCACUUGGCCACCAACAUUGUGAAGAAAACAACAGAGGAGGGUUGAUGUUAGAUAGGCAUGCGGGGGAUGACCACACGAACAAUGGGUCGUCGUCAUUUUCCUCCUUCUCUAAUAUCGCUGAUCAAGAAAAUUCGUCCUCGGAUUUUCUAGUGGAUUUUGACAUGAACGAGAUUAGCCUAGCAACUCUCCUGAAUUCCGAUUUUCCGGCGAUUAAUUGUGACGAUGUUGAUCAAAAUGGUGCCAAUAGUUUGUCACACUGUGUGGACCAACCAGCUCAAAUUUUCUCAGAGGAAAUGUUGCAGCAUUUGAAUGGUGGCAGCCACGAUUGUGUUCAAGUUCAACCAAAUUUGGUUCUUAAUUUCCAUUCCUUGACUUCUUUUCUCCAUGGGGAUCAAGGAGGGGAAGAAUGGCUUGGAGAGUAG